UCUCUUUCUCCCCCGACCGGUCGCGGGACUUGCAAGUUCGCCUUGUGCGCCCGAAGAGAAGCCGAGGGCUGCAGCUGCCCUUCCCGCCGUGGCUGUGGCAAGCGCUGCAUCAAGGCAGCAGCGCGGAGUCGCCCCGAGAGAAAGCUUGCUCCUCCGAGCCAGGCGCUGCUUGCCACACACCCAGCCGCGCAAAACGUCUUGGGUCUCCCCCCGCCAGGCGCUCGCUUUCUUUUUGCCCCUUUCCGUAACCCCGCUCAAGGAGUGCAGCAUGAAAUGGGCGGCAGCACGCCUAGCGCUGAGCGCGCUGUUGCUCUGCCUGGCCGCUCGGGGCAGCCCGCCGCUGCCGCGGGAGCUGCAGGGAGAGGAGGAGUUGGUGCUGCCCAUGCGGCUGGACUCCGUCGUAGAGCAACGGCAGCAGCAACCGGGCAGCGCCGGUGGGCGGCUCUAUCGCCUGGACGCCUUUGGCGAACGCUUCAGCUUGGAGCUGCAGCCCGACAGCAGCUUUUUGGCGCCGGACCUGACGCUGCAGUACGUGGGCAGCAGCCCGCAGAUCGAGGAGGAGGCGUCCGAGCACCCCGGCGGCUCAGACUUGGCCAGCUGCUUCUACUCCGGCACAGUGAACAGCGACCCGUUCUCCGUCGUGGCUCUCAGCCUCUGCGGAGGGAUCCGCGGGGCGUUCUACCUGCGUGGGGUCGAGUACCUCAUCCAGCCGGCUAAUGUUUCCCACCGCCGAGAAGGCGAGCAGUUCCACAUGCUGCGGCGGCGCCUGCGGAAGAGUGCCCAGCAAGGCGACGGCGCCAAAUGCGGGGUGGCAGAAGACAGCUCGCUUCCAGCCGCGGAAGGGCGGCUGGAGCGCCUCUUGGAGCACGUGUCGCGCCCAGGCAAUAGAAGCACAAGAAGGAAGAGAUUUGUGUCAAGCCCUCGCUAUGUGGAAACCCUGCUUGUAGCAGACCAGUCUAUGGCAGAGUUCCAUGGCAAUGGACUGAAGCACUACCUUCUUACACUGCUGUCUGUGGCCGCCAAAUUGUACAAGCAUCCCAGUAUCCGGAACUCCAUUAGCCUAGUGGUGGUAAAAAUAAUGGUCAUCUAUGAUGAACAGAAGGGACCUGAUGUGUCUUCGAAUGCUGCUCUUACCUUAAGAAACUUCUGCAACUGGCAAAAGCAACACAAUCCUCCCAGUGAUGGGCAUGCUGAGCACUAUGACACUGCGAUCCUUUUUACAAGACAGGAUCUCUGUGGUGCCAAGACAUGUGAUACUCUUGGAAUGGCUGAUGUGGGAACUGCUUGUGAUCCAAACCGCAGUUGCUCUGUCAUAGAAGAUGAUGGCUUGCAAGCUGCCUUUACAACCACUCAUGAAUUAGGUCAUGUGUUUAAUAUGCCCCAUGAUGAUGCAAAGCAAUGUGCUGGUAUUAAUGGUAUAAGCAGAGACUCUCAUAUGAUGGCAUCUAUGCUCUCCAACCUGGAUCGAAGCCAACCCUGGUCUCCGUGCAGUGCUUAUAUGAUUACUACAUUUUUGGAUAACGGUCAUGGUGAGUGUUUGUUGGACAAGCCUCACAAGCCUAUACAACUCCCUUCUGACCUACCUGGAACUCUGUACGAUGCCAACAGGCAGUGCCAGUUCACAUUUGGAGAGGACUCCAAACAUUGUCCAGAUGUAACCAGCACUUGUGCAACCUUGUGGUGUACUGGCACUUCGGGAGGAUUGCUUGUGUGUCAGACCAAGCAUUUUCCUUGGGCAGAUGGCACAAUGUGUGGAGAGGAAAAGUGGUGCAUGAAUGGCAAGUGUGUCAACAAGACAGACAAGAAGCAUUACGAUAUGCCUGUCCAUGGAGGCUGGGGCGAAUGGGGCCCCUGGGGCGAGUGCUCUAGGACAUGUGGUGGAGGAGUUCAGUACUCUCUCAGAGAAUGUGACAACCCUGUUCCAGAGAAUGGAGGGAAAUACUGUGAAGGCAAGCGGGUGCAGUACAGGUCCUGUAAUAUUGAAGACUGUCCGGAUAACAACGGCAAAACCUUCAGGGAGGAACAGUGUGAGACUCACAACGAUAUUUCUAAAUCACCUUUUGGAACUGAGCCUGCUGUGCAAUGGACGCCCAAGUUUGCUGGAGUGUCUCCCAAAGACAGAUGCAAACUUGUUUGCCUUGCGAAAGGCACUGGCUAUUUCUUUGUUCUUCAGCCUAAGGUGGUGGAUGGAACCUUAUGCAGCCCAGAUUCCACUUCAGUCUGUGUCCAGGGGCAAUGUGUAAAAGCUGGAUGUGAUCGCAUCAUUAACUCUAAUAAGAAGUUUGAUAAAUGCGGUGUCUGUGGAGGCAAUGGAUCUACCUGCAAGAAAGUGUCUGGAAUGCUUUCAAGUUCCAGACCUGGUUAUCAUGAUGUUGUUGUGAUCCCUGCUGGGGCAACGAACAUAGAAGUUAAGCAACGAAAUCAUAGGGGUGCAAGACAAGAUGGUAACUUCCUUGCUAUUAAAGCUGCUGAUGGCACCUAUAUUCUUAAUGGUGACUACACACUGUCAACACUGGAGCAAGACAUUAUCCAUAAAGGCAGUAUUCUGAGGUACAGUGGUUCAUCUGCCUCCCUGGAGAGAAUUCGUAGUUUUAGUCCAUUGAAGGAGCCCUUAACAAUACAGGUCCUCACUGUGGGUGAUUCAUUUCGACCUAAAAUCAAGUAUACCUAUUUUGUGAAAAAAUCAAUGCAUUUGGGAUCCGAGAAGGCUUCCAAUAAGAAGACUGAAUCUUUCAAUGCAAUCAAGGAGACAAUUUUAUCUGAAUGGUUUAUUGGAGAAUGGGGAGAAUGUUCUAAGUCAUGUGGUACUGGUUGGCAGAGGAGAGCAGUAGAAUGUAGGGACCUUAAUGGACAGCCUGCCAAUGACUGUGCAAGAGAACUCAAGCCAAGUGAUGUCCGACCAUGUGCAGAUACACCAUGCCCACGGUGGCAGCUGGGGGACUGGUCACCAUGUUCUAAGACAUGCGGAAAAGGUUUCAAGAAGAGAUUAUUAAAAUGCAUUUCCUUUGAUGGUGCCAUAUUGCCACAGGAAAGCUGUGACCCUUCAAAGAAGCCUAAGCAUUUAACAGACUCAUGCAAUAUUUCCAGCUGCAGCUAAACCAUAACAAGUUGGGAAAGCUAAAGGUUUUUCCCCCCACAUCAAAGCACUGAAACUAAGGGUGAGAGGUAGCAAGUAUAAUUUGUAAAGGAAAAAUCAGUGGAUUCACUGAAAUGGGACAGUGCAAAUAAUGUUAGAUAGUAUUGAACCAUGAAAAAUCCUGUCAGCUGAAAUCUGAUAAAAUGACAAACCAGUCAGUAGCUAUUUUAUAUUGAGUAGAUAAAACCCUGAGGUGUUACAAUUUCCUCCUUUAGUCUGUUACAAGUUAAACAAAACAUAGGAAGUGGGCAAAGCAAGUUUAAACAAACACUUAAUGCCUUAAUGAGGAUUGGAGUUUUUCAGGGUGGGGGGAACUUAAGAGGUUGUGUAGUGGUACUGAAAAUAUCUUUCUUGGUCAUAGUUGGAGAGGAGAAGACAGGUUUUCUCUAAGCUUAAUUAUUAGUCAGGUCUUGGCUACCUCACAAAGAGCAACAAAACCACAGUAUUUGAGAAGAAUUUUCAAUUCUAUUGUUCAUGGCUGCUAUCAUUUAGAGAAUAUUUUUGAUAUAACAACAGUAAGCAAUACUCUUCAUUGGGAAGCCAACAAGUACAGUGAUGGCUGCUUGUUAAAUCUUGAUAACUAGAAUGUAGUGCUCUAAAGAUCUUUUGUUUUGAUAAUGAGAUGUCUUCCUUGCAGCUGGUGACACUCAGACUAAGAAUGGAAGCAUUUCCAAAGCCAUGGACGAGUUCCAUUGGCUGGUCUGUGCUCCUUUUCUGCAUGUCUGGUUCAUGUCUCAUUUGCUCCAAAAGACACCAGUGAAAGGUUGGAGCAUAUGCACUUGUUUGCUGUUUUGUGAAAGUUGCUUUCACUUUUUAUAACCUGCUGCCAUUUGAGUUACAGAAAUGGUCACAGUUUUGUUAUCAUACAGCCUACCACUGCUUCCCCCAUCUAGAACCCUCCAGAAGUUUUGGACUUGAGGUCCCAUCAUUCCCAGCCAGUAUGACAAAUUACCAAGACUUCUAGGAGUUGUAGUCCAAACCUUCUGGAAGUGAUUAGGUUGGGAAAGUGACGUAGCACAUACUGCUUAACAGCAACACAGCUGCAUGUGAUCUAAUGCAAAGAGAUAAAUCCCAUAAUGAACAGUACAUCUCUCAAUACAUGGGCACCUAACAAAUUUACACUGCUCAAAACACUUGUAAGGCAGGGAAAAUGUAAGCUGAGGGAUAGCAGGUCCAUCCACAGCAGUAUGCCAAUACCCACAUAUUUAAAAGUGUGUGCUAGUCCAUAGACUAUGAGAGAAUGUGGCUCUCCAUAUGUAUAUAGUAAAAUUUAUGACUAUAGAUAAUACAUACUUUAUAAGUAUUUAAAUCCUUUUCCUUCUGAGAAGGGUUGUAAUUGGUAAUAAAUGCAUAUAAUGAACCUAUUUAUUUUUAUAUUUCUUGUCUAAUAUGAACUUCUAAGUUAUCACUUUUUUAAAAAAAGAUGUAUAACAAGAAUAGAGUAUUUAUGCAAUAUAAUAUGAUACUAGAAAUAAUAAACAAUGACCUUUAGAAAA
Messenger RNA from Varanus komodoensis (Komodo dragon), 4632 nucleotides. It is a transcript of the gene ADAMTS1, whose product is annotated as ADAM metallopeptidase with thrombospondin type 1 motif 1. Gene Ontology annotation, cellular component: extracellular matrix. Gene Ontology annotation, molecular function: metalloendopeptidase activity; zinc ion binding. The record is from RefSeq and is a predicted model, not a curated record. Bases 269 to 3097 code for a protein of 942 amino acids. NCBI's taxonomy places the organism in Eukaryota, Metazoa, Chordata, Lepidosauria, Squamata, Varanidae. The transcript is spliced from 9 exons. Gene Ontology annotation, biological process: proteolysis; extracellular matrix organization.